AUGUCAACCAGGAGCAGGAGUGGCUGUGUGGAAUAUCUGAAAGAGUGCUUAUGUGCAACUGAAGGAGAUCAUCAAAUGAGAAAUCGGAAGUGGAGUAUGAAACUCUUGAGAGUGUUAUGGUGCAAUUUUUGGGAAGAACACAAGCGUGUGAAGCCAAAAAUGGCCAUAGAAACCCUUGCAUCAGAUCAAGUUGGAUUGCUGGAAUAUGAACAGGUGUACCUGGAUAACCUCCCUUCGGCUGAAACUUAUGAAUACAGCUACAUGCACCGCGAUGUAAUUGCGCACAUCACAGUCACCAAGUCUGGUUUUAUAAUCACAGCCAGUAUUGAUGGUCACGUGAAGUUCUGGAGGAAACUGGAAGAAGCUGGCAUCGAGUUUGUGAAGCAUUUCCGCAGUCACCUAGGAAACAUUGAGGAUGUUGCAGCAAGCAGCAACGGCGAAUAUUACUGCACCAUAUCAAAUGACAAAUCUGUGAAGGUGUUUGAUGUCGUCAACUUUGAUAUGAUCAAUAUGUUAAAACUUUCUUUCCCACCUUCCUGCUGUUGCUGGUUGUUCACAGCGGGUGAUGUGGUUGCUGCCCUAGCAAUCUCAUUAGUGGACUGGGUGCUUUCUCCAUCACUGAGUCAACAAUACAACUCCCAGUUCGAUGUGGUGGUCUCCUCGGAUGAGAGUGGAAUGGUGGAAUAUUGGACUGGCCCUAAACGUGACUAUGGCUUCCCAAAGAACAUCAGCUGGUCGUACAAAACAGACACCGAUCUCUAUGACUUCGUUAAGUAUAAAUCUGUUCCUACCCACAUGUGUUUCUCCCCCAAUGGUUUGUUAAUGGCUGCAGUCUCCACUGACCGAAAGGUUCGAAUCUUCAAGUUUCUCACAGGUAAACUCUCCAAAGUGUUUGACGAGUCCCUCGAACGAGUCACAGCUGUUCAACAGAUCAAACAACAACUUCCUAACAUGGAAUUUGGCCGACGUAUGGCCGUGGAACGAGAUUUAGAGAAAUCAACCUCUUUCAGGAAUUGCAACAUUGUUUUUGACGAAACUGGUUACUUUGUCCUCUACAGCUCUAUGCUGGGUGUGAAAGUGGUCAACCUCUACACCAACCAAUGUAUGCGCAUCCUUGGAAAGCCAGAGAAUGCUCGGCUGCUGCAGAUCGACUUGUUGCAGGGUUCUGGUAAGCGCCACAAGGUGGCUCUGGAUGCAGACAUGGUUGCCGCUGACAACCCCAUCAUCCAGGCCCCACUGCAGGACCCCACCCUCUUCUGUACGGCCUUCAAGAAGAACCGAUUCUACAUGUUCACCAGACGAGAACCAGAAGACAUCAAGAGGUAUGACACAAAUGUUGAUGUAUAUUUACUGUUUUUGUCUGUUUCUUUUUCCAUCCAGGAUGCAUCUUACACACGUGUUGCUGAAUCUUGUAUCCUCCACACUUCAUCAGGUGACAUACACUGCAAACUCUUCCCAAGGGAGUGUCCAAAGACUGUAGAAAACUUUUGCGUUCACAGCCGUAACAGUUACUUCAAUGGACAUAUUUUCCACAGAAUUAUUAAGGGGUUCAUGAUACAGACCGGUGACCCACUCGGGAAUGGCACAGGAGGAGAGUCAAUAUGGGGGGGAGAGUUUGAAGAUGAGUUCCAUCCCAGCCUGCGUCACGAUCGACCCUACACGCUCAGUAUGGCAAACGCUGGGGCCAAUUCUAAUGGAUCACAGUUCUUCAUCACAGUCGUUCCUACGCCAUGGUUGGACAACAAACAUACAGUGUUUGGCCGAGUGACCAAGGGGAUGGAGGUGGUUCAGACCAUCAGCACAGUGAAGACCAACCCAAAGACAGACAAACCAUACGACGACAUCAGGAUAGUGAGUGUCACUAUUAAGUAAUGCUGUGAUCCUUUCCCGGAGCAUAAGACACACUCAUCUUCCAACCCUCAACGGGGUACACAAAAGGGACACUGGACAAAAGCUACAGCAGGAUAAACAGUCAGAGCAACUGGGGUACAUGCAAAAUGUGUGUGUAUAUAUAUAUAUAUAUAUAUAUAUAUAGAUAGAUAAGUGUGUGUAUGAAUAUCAAUGUGUCUGUUUCUAAUAUAUGUAUAUCUACAAACACGCAUAUGUACAUGUAUGCGUCUGUGUGUGUGUAUCCCAAAAAGUAUACACGUGUAAAUAUACAUAUAUACACAAAAAAAUCCCUUUACGACUGCUUGUGUGUGUAUAUAUAUAAACACACACACACAUAUAUAUGAGCAUAUCUAUACAUGUUUGUGUUGUGUGUGUGUGUGUGUAUUUAUAUACGUGCUCAUAUACAUGUAUGUAUGCAAAUAUAUAUACAUAUGUAUAUUGUAUUUUUUUUUUUUGUCAAAAACAAAUUUUCUGCCAAUAAAAUUUAUUUUUUUAAUA
Molecule: messenger RNA, 2388 nt
Organism: Octopus bimaculoides (California two-spot octopus)
Lineage: Eukaryota; Metazoa; Mollusca; Cephalopoda; Octopoda; Octopodidae
Product: peptidylprolyl isomerase domain and WD repeat-containing protein 1
Biological process (GO): protein peptidyl-prolyl isomerization
Molecular function (GO): peptidyl-prolyl cis-trans isomerase activity; protein binding
Source: RefSeq, a predicted model, not a curated record